GAUCAGAUGACUCAGCUUCUUGUGGCAGUGGUGGUCACACACUCAAUUUUGAACCUGUUGGCACACUUUCCAGUUGUUUCCAAACUUGCCAGAGGAGGUUCUUCAUGCUCAACUUUCAUGUUGGAGCCUAAUAAUUCAAAGAAAAGCAUCAAAGAAAAUGGACUUUUUCUGACAUUAGCUCCUCCCACAACAAUUUCAAUGUCUCAAGGUUCAAAAUUAAGGCACUCUCAACCUCAUCUGGCUUGCCAUAGCACUGAAUUCUCUGAUUUUGAAUCACUACCUUAUCAAGGAAAUGUUGAAGAUCCAAUUCUUUGGCCAGAACUCAGCGGACCAAGUCAUCAGCAACCUUACUACAGCUUCUUCCCACAAGCAGUGGCAAAAAAAGACCAAGCCAUAGGCAGAGUGAAUAAUUGUAACAAUGGUGAAGCAGGCGGAAGUGUUGAACUCAAUUUGAGGCUAUAAAUGUUUCUAACCUGUAUCCAUUUCUUUGGUAGGCCACUUUGUCAUCUCUCUGAGAUCAUACCAAGUAAGACUUGUUUUCCUUUUUUCUAAAACAAUUUGACAAAUGGGAUGGCAUGGAAAUUUUAUAAAUUUGCUUAUGCAAGCUUGUGUGUGAAAGUAAAAAACCAAAUCUUGGCCAUGUGAGGGCAGAGAGAAGAGAAAGAUAGGGAGAUGUAGAUUGGUUUGUUUUGAUGUUGAAAUUUGAUGAAAGCUAAGUUUGGUCGGUUAUG
This is a messenger RNA of Mangifera indica (mango), 731 nucleotides long. RefSeq lists its product as uncharacterized. The coding region runs from base 7 to 462 and encodes 151 amino acids. The record is from RefSeq and is a predicted model, not a curated record. Lineage: Eukaryota; Viridiplantae; Streptophyta; Magnoliopsida; Sapindales; Anacardiaceae. The transcript has 3 exons.